AUGGCGACGGAGCCCCUUCUACCGCCGGCUCCGAAGCACGGGACAGCAGUCUCUGGAAAGACUCCUCCCCACGCACCCGCGGCUCCCCUUGCCAAGGCAGAGGCUGGCCCGACCGCUCCCGCUGCUGUUCCGUCUGCUCCGCCUGCGUCACCAGGCUCCCUGGCUCCCCUUGUCGAGCCGUCGGCGUCUGCCCCUGCUGGGGGUGUUGCUGAACCCCCUGCACCUGUCCCUGGCGCCCGUGUUGCGCCGAACGCUUCUGCCCCCUGCCUGCCUGCGCCGGCCUCUGCUUCAUCACCGAAGGCGGCGUCCGCCACCACCGGCGAACCGGCUCCGUCGGUUGUGCCUGCAGCGGUGGGUCAGUCCGCUCCCGCUGUGACGGCGGUGGUUCCUGCAGGCCAGCCGUCACGCCCUCCGUCGCCUGACCGUCGCUCGUCGCGGCCCCAUUCCCCCGCUCCCCACCAGGACCGCAAAUCAUCUCGUCGCCGGCGUGAGUCUCCACGGCGGUACCAGCAACAGUCGCGCUGGCCUGCUCACCCCGGAGGUCAAGGGGAUUGGAGGGGUCCCCGUGCUCGUGGCGGGGGUGGGGGGUAUCGCCCGCCCGUGACGAUGGCGGAUCUUCAGCGGGAAGUGUCGAGGGCGGUUCCGGAGGAGAGGGCGGCGCAGAGCCAGAGCAGUUCGCUGCGCGCCUUGCCAGCCCGCGAGGCUCCCCGUCCGGCUGCGCUCCCCCCAAACCCGCAGCCUGUUGCUGCGCCUCCUCCCCAGAUCCAAGCGCUGCCAGCUCCAUCUCCCGCUGUAUCGGCGCCUGCUCCCGGCUCUCGUCUCUAUCUGCCGCCGGUUCCGCCUGUUGCGGGAGUGGAGUUUGUGGCCGCGGGUGGCGGCUCGUUGGCGGCUCCGUUCGCUCCCCUUGCGGAUGCUGAUGAGCCGCUCUAUCUCCACGCUCUGCUGCUGAUUCAGGUGCUGGCCCACUCGUCUCUCCCUGUGAUCCCUCCUGAGACCUUCCGUGGUCGCCAGCGUGACUCAUGCCUGGACGCGGCGGACCAGCUCGCGGUGCUGCUGGCGCCCGUGCUGGCUGUGCCCGUGGAGGGUGGUGCUGCUACUGCGGGACAGCUUGACGAAGCCGUCCGGGGCUUGAGGCGGCACUUGCGCGCAGGAUCUGGAGCCGCGGCGAUCGGCGCAAGCACGCUUGUGGUCCGGGAGCUGUGGCGCUCCCUGACGGGCGUUCUUCACGCCCUUGGAGCUCACCGCAUGUAG
Molecule: messenger RNA, 1251 nt
Organism: Closterium sp. Naga37s-1
Lineage: Eukaryota; Viridiplantae; Streptophyta; Zygnematophyceae; Desmidiales; Closteriaceae
Source: the annotation of a GenBank genome assembly